Messenger RNA from Lithohypha guttulata, 4356 nucleotides. RefSeq lists its product as uncharacterized. The record is from RefSeq and is a predicted model, not a curated record. Gene Ontology annotation, biological process: protein import into nucleus; poly(A)+ mRNA export from nucleus; transcription-dependent tethering of RNA polymerase II gene DNA at nuclear periphery. Gene Ontology annotation, cellular component: nuclear pore outer ring. The transcript has 2 exons. The coding region runs from base 1 to 4356 and encodes 1451 amino acids. Gene Ontology annotation, molecular function: protein binding; structural constituent of nuclear pore. NCBI's taxonomy places the organism in Eukaryota, Fungi, Ascomycota, Eurotiomycetes, Chaetothyriales, Trichomeriaceae.
AUGGAUUCCUCAGACACUCCUUCUCACAGCCAUCUUCUCCGCUCUAAAAGAACACGAAACACGUCGACCCCCGACGAAUCAGUCAAACUGCCUCUCGCGAAGAAAAGACGGUCGGCUAUUCGACGAGAUACCUUUGAACCUCUUACGGGGUCCAGUGUGAAUGAGCUUGCUGGCCAGGCUCAGUCCGGCACGGAUGUAAAAGAGCGCGGAAAUGUACCCCAACCUGCACAAUCCGCAGUGCGUCCUGACUCACAGACUCGAGACUUGACGUUGAGAGGAGCGAAAAAAACGGAGAAGCGGACUGAACGUGGUAUUGGCUUGCUUACUCUUUCAGCCAACAAUUUCUACACUGUCUCUCAACUGCCAGCACUGCCUGAACAGAUACGAAUCCGUCCAACUGUGCCUUACUCGUGUGUCAUCUUCCCAGACAACGACUAUAUCCUCGCUCUCACUCAUACCGAUGCCUUGAUCUGGUCCUACAAUGCUAGCGCCUCUACUCCCACCUCGAGGGAGCUGCUCACCUUCAAAUUACCCUUUCCUCCUGCCAUCGCCGAAGACCCUCUACCUCUUGCUUCCUUCACUGCAAGUUCUGCCAACGGCGAACCUGGUAUCGUUGUGGUUUCACCGAAAUGGGGAAAAAUUGUCUACUGGGAGUCGUUGACCAACGCCUCUUCACAUGUGCCUAAUCAAUUGUCCACUGGCGUCCAAGGUUCCAUUCCCGGUAUGUUUCGUGGCGAACUCGUUGAACAAUUGGUCCCGGCCGAGCCUGCAGGCUUCAUACUCUCGCUAGCUUCUGGAAGAGUGGCUCAAUUGACUAUAAGAGAUCAAGUGGGGAGACCUGGUAUUGGUGUUCAAUUCAUGCGCAGAUCUGCUGCACCUACCAUCCGAGGUGGCAUCUUCGGCAGUAUCAGAAGCGUUUUUGGCGCUGAUCGACGCAAAGGAACUGCAAUAGUGCGACCUGGAAGAACUGCGAGGGCUCAGCGCGAUGUCAUAGUAUGUUCUGAGGACGCCGUCAUCGAGUUCUGGACCAAUAAUCUUCUCACUGGCAACAGCUUGUCAAAAACUCUGUCUGUCAAGGACCAGCUGCUGUCAAGUCUGCAGUCGCAGAUUGAGAAGGAUGACCUGCAACAGCCUGUCCACUUCAAAGUCCUGGAUCUCGUUCUCACUCCAUCGCCAUCCCACGACUUGAUUCGGCUGAGCGACACUAACUCUUGUUCGUUGGUCAUUCUCGCUGCUCUUUCCUCUCAAGCUCGAUCAAAGUACUACCUACUUGAAGCGACUAUUGCCGACGAAACUACGCAGGUACGAGUCGUCCACCCAAUCCGAUGCUACGACCGUGACCUCGCUGAUGAGCACGCCUUUCGUCCGAGAAUAUGCAUUCCGCCUGCUUCGACCACAGCCUUUGUCAUCUUCGAAAAGGCUAUCCUCUUGUUGUCGCUGAUCAAGAUCUCCGAAUCACCAUCUUCACAACUGGUAGCCGAAAAAAGCGCGCUUCCGCUUCCAUUCCAAGACUGCAUUCCUCUCCAGGACAACACUAUCUACAGAGUGAUCAACUUUGCAGGAGAGGAGCACGAGUCUGGUCCAAGCUGUGUUCUGGCAGUUCAGGGUUUUGGCAUCGUGAGAGUUGCAUCUCAUUUACCCAAUGACGAUGAAGUAGAGCUCGAGGAUGUUGUCAGUCAACUUGGGGCAAAAGCUAGGCUCGAGCAAGCUGUUUUCUUCGGCACCCGGCAGCCAAAUCCUCUCGAUCUGAAGCGCUCCUACCGCAAAGCAUACGAACAACACGAAAUCACAAAGGCCAUCCUCGACACGAGUCGCGAGAUUGUCAUGUCAACGUCCAAGCACGUCUCCAAGUCUGCCCCUUCGAUCACUGAUCACUUACAGCAUCGCGCUCGAGUAUUGCAGGAUCUGGUAGAGUACUCUUUGAAGACGUAUCCGGACUGUCUGGGAAGAACUGAUCGCAUCAUGCUGCUAUGGAACGCUGAAAAGAUUGCUGCUGCCCAAGCCAUAUGGAAAAUACAAGAGAGAAUCCAGGCAACCUAUCCAAGAAAGGACGAGAGAAACUCUAUGACCCUUCUCAAUUUCGCCCUGUCAGCGCUUGCCGAGAAUCGCCAAAGAUAUCCAAAUCCAGAAAAGGGUGAAACAGACCACGUAAGACAUUGGCUCAUCUAUAGUGUUGGCUCAAUAAACAGACUACUCGUUGAAUUACAGGACGUUAUGCAUGAAAUGCCCGAAUACGACUACAAUGAUCCACGAAUCGUAUGUGACUACUAUCUGGAAGGUACGGAAAUCUGGACCACCGCGUUUCAGACGGCCUUUCGCUUUCGCGAAGACAAUGCUGCAGCUUAUGGUUUAGGCAAUGAGACCUACGAUCAAGGAAUACUGAAAUCUGGCUACCCUGCUAGGUUACCUCCAGCCUGGACAUCUACGCACGAGCAGGUUAUGCAUGGCCACGACUACCUAGAAGAUGUUUGCAAAUUCUUGCAGGAAUGGUGGGACUAUCCUGCUACACAACAGAAUGGAUCGGCCAAAUCGAAGUCAAAGAAGGUUAUUACCAUGCCUACGAAUGCCGCCGGUAAUCCCUAUGACGCGCCUCCAAAGUCCUUGUUGGAAAAGCUUGCUGACAGGCUGCCAGUGCAAGCCGAUCUGGUCAACAGAGUAGUGCUUGAAGAAAAUAUUCAACAGCGGAACAUGGUCAGUGCUAGUGAUGUGUCGCAGGAGCAGAAGGAUCGUCAGCUCAAGGCCUUGGCUGCAGAACAUCAAAAGGUCACCAACAGUACCCUUCAAGUCAUAGCGAACUUCAAUCGAGACGGCGCCCUGAAGUUGGCAGAAGCCAAGGGCGAUACCGACCUCCUUGUCACGUUGAAUAUUGAUCAUCUUACAGCUUUGUAUGAUACCUUGAAAGCACACCCUGAACAACAGGAGAUUGAGAAGAAGAUCGAGGCUGUACAGGAUCAUGUUGAGACUUAUUUCGAGAGGUUUGGCAACGACUGGGCAUACUCCCAUUUUAGUUCGUUGCUCAAGCACAGCAAACUUGGCACACUGAUCGCUGAAGGACAGGCUAAUGGAGGUAAAAAGCAACCAUAUUUGUCUCACUUUUUCGACACAUGCGCUCAAGAACAAAAACGUGUCGGAAAGGUUUCCUGGAUCAACAAUGUUGUCGGGGAAAGCAAGUUCGAUGCGGCCUUCCACACCCUCGAGACGGUGGCCAGUACUCAGGAAACCGACAUUUGGUCCAAGCAGGUCGAGCUAUGUCUUGCAAAACUUGCCGGUCUAGCCGCACAAGAAGCGAACGCUCCGGCCAUCAAUGACGUGAAAAUAUCCAACAUCAAUUACGAGCUGGAAUACUUGCGAAUUGUUGCCUCUCUGGCUUACCAUGUCAAUGCUGCUCUGUACGAUGCGGUUGACGAUGAAGCAGCAGUUCAGCUUGCUGUCGAACGUUUCGUGCCGAAAUCAAUAUCAUCUAGCAAGAAGGCGCAACAGACACGAAAGUACCUCUCCAAAACACUUCACAAGCUCGCCACGGAUAACCUGAUUUCUUUGUCCGAACUCGUCGAUGCAUUGACCCUCCUCAAACUAGGUCCACUUGAAGUAGAGGAGGUCGACGCAGAUGUCGAUGACAUCACCGACCAAGAAUUUCCCUACGCACUGCAAGCGAUUGACCUUGCUCCUUUUCAAGAAGCCAGUCUGCAGCAGAAAGAGGUACUGAGAAAGUCUGUCUGGCGUCGCCUGCUCGUUAGAGACAGCUGGAUGAACGUCAACGAUACUGCUGGAAAAUCAGACAAGGAGGUCAAGGAGAUUAUGCAGCGGACUAUUUUGUUCAGAACACUACUUGACCUAUACCGACGUGCGAUGACGGACGAUAUUGAAGUACGGAUUCCUUCCCUUGACGAGAUAUUGGAAGCGUCUGCAUACCGGGAUGAAUCAGAACAGGCAAGCGCGUUAGAAGACGUCAAAUUACUGAAGAGGUUCGUCGAGAAGGCGCGACUCAAAGAGCACUUCGCCGCAUUCGUGAAGGAAGCCAAGGAUGAGGAUGUUUCGUCGUCAGUCACCACUAGAUACGCAACCUACAAGCAGGGACAAGGAGCGCUUGUUAGUUCUUUGGCAGAGGUUUACACCUAUCCGCAAGAACGAAUUAUGGACAGCAUAGAGGGGGAUGAGAGUUCCGUCCAGACAUCUGGAGCUGAGGCUGCUGAGGACGUUGAAGACGCGUGGGAGACAACUGCCAUCAGUGUUCAAGAUCAGCGCGUACGGAGUCGACAGGUCAGCGUCGAGGUUUCUCUUACAACAGUUGACUCAAGAGCCAUAUUUGAUGGCGGCUUGUUGGACGAGCCACAAGCCAUUGUUGGAAGCACGUAA